AUGGCUGCCCUUGUCCAGGGCUCUUAUCUCCUCACCAAAUCCUUCGCGAUCUCGAAGCUCGCCCUGCGCGGCGGCGAGAGGCUACGUCUGGGCACGCCGUGUCGCGGGUCGGGCAAGCUCCGCAACUACACCGCUGCAGCGGGGGCAUCUGAGCUUCCGACUCACUUUGCUCUGCCGUCUGGGGACAAGAUCCCCUCUGUCGCGCUCGGUGUGUGGCAGGCCCCGCCGAACCAGGUCGGGGACGCUGUUACGGCCGCCCUGAAGGCCGGGUACAGGCACAUUGACGGCGCGUGGGCGUAUCGUAACGAGGACGAAGUUGGCAAGGCGCUGAAGGCGAGCGGCGUGCCGCGGGACCAGGUCUGGUUGACGUCUAAGCUCUGGAACUCCUUCCACGCACCCGAAGACGUCGAGCCAGCCCUCGAUGAGUCGCUCAAGGCGCUCGGCGUAGACUACCUCGACUUGUACCUCAUUCACUGGCCAAUUGCUUUGAAGAAGGGAACGAACAACGAAGUGGACGAAGCCCUGACGGCGAACCCGUACCCGACAUGGCAGAAGCUGGAGGAGUUAGUCGAUAAGGGCAAAGUCCGAAAUAUCGGUGUCAGCAACUUCAACAUUCCGAGGCUGCGCAACCUGACGGCGAACCCCCUGAAGUACAAGCCAGCCAUUAAUCAAGUCGAAUUAAGCUACUGGAACCCGCAGCCUGAUCUGGUCAAGUGGGCGAAAGAAAAUGGACUGCUCCUUGAGGCAUACUCCCCGCUCGGCAGCAGCGACCUGGUCAGGGAGACGUUCAAUGUCCCAGAAGUGAAGGAAAUCUCGAGGGCGCUGAGCAUAACUCCUGCUCAAGCCAUCAUCUCGUGGCAUGUCCAGCGCGGGACUGUCGUUCUCCCAAAGAGCGUGACGCCAUCCCGCGUCGAGGAGAACUUCCAUGUUCGCAAGCUUCCAGACGAGCUCUUCAACAAGCUAGAGAAGGCUGCUCAGGCACACGAGCCGCGGCGGGUUGUCAACCCGUCGAAGCGCUACAACCUGGGCUACGACAUUUUCGACGACGAUGGCGGCGUCAUUGUGCCGGACGAGGACGAUGCCGGAGAGCGUUCCGGCGCAGGAAGUUGGCGGACGGGCGUGUAG
Messenger RNA from Dichomitus squalens LYAD-421 SS1, 1125 nucleotides. RefSeq lists its product as uncharacterized. Gene Ontology annotation, molecular function: aldose reductase (NADPH) activity. The transcript is spliced from 9 exons. The record is from RefSeq and is a predicted model, not a curated record. NCBI's taxonomy places the organism in Eukaryota, Fungi, Basidiomycota, Agaricomycetes, Polyporales, Polyporaceae. Bases 1 to 1125 code for a protein of 374 amino acids. Gene Ontology annotation, cellular component: cytosol.